This is a messenger RNA of Anarrhichthys ocellatus (wolf-eel), 1312 nucleotides long. It is a transcript of the gene ch25hl2, whose product is annotated as cholesterol 25-hydroxylase like 2. Gene Ontology annotation, biological process: lipid biosynthetic process. The record is from RefSeq and is a predicted model, not a curated record. Gene Ontology annotation, molecular function: iron ion binding; oxidoreductase activity. Bases 109 to 996 code for a protein of 295 amino acids. NCBI's taxonomy places the organism in Eukaryota, Metazoa, Chordata, Actinopteri, Perciformes, Anarhichadidae. The transcript is spliced from 2 exons.
CAGACAAUUUGUUGUAGCUUAACCUACACGAGGAAGCUGAUUGGAUUUAUCCGUCCAUUUAGACCCUCCACAAUAAUACCCUUUGUGGAGGAGAAAGCCUCGUGAGUGAUGAGCACAGAACAAAGAACUUUAUCCUGUAUGUCGGGUGAGGACAACAUGACUGGGGGCCAGUCCCAGGUCUUGUUCCUGCAGCCUGUCUGGGACUACCUCCACCAGAACCACCACGACCUCCUGAGGAGCCCUCUGUUCCCCGUGGUCCUCUCCGUCACCACCUACUUCCUCCUGGUCAGUCUGUACACCCUGCUCGACCUGCUGGCGCCCACCUGGCCCUGCAUUAACCGCUACCGGCUCCAUCCGGACGGGGCCGUCACCUGGCCUAACAUCUGGACCACCCUGGGCGUCACCGUCUACAACCACCUGCUUUACAUCUUUCCCGCCGCGGUCGCCCAGUGGCUGUGGAGGCCGCCCACCCCGCUGCCCUGCAAGGCGCCCACUCUCUGGAGCUUCUUCCUGGGCGUCCUGGGCUGCACGGUGGUCUUUGACUUCCAGUAUUACCUGUGGCACCGGCUGCACCACCGGGUGCCGUGGUUGUACCGCACGUUCCACGCCGUGCACCACCAGUACAACCAGCCCUUCAGCCUCGUCACCCAGUACCUGUCUGGCUGGGAGUUAUUCAGCGUGGGGUUCUGGGCUACAGUGGACCCCGUCCUGCUCCGAUGCCACUGCCUCACAACGUGGGGCUUCAUGGUCUUCAACAUCUACAUUUCCACCGAGGACCACUGCGGCUACGACUUCCCGUGGGCCAUGCACAAGCUGGUGCCCUUCGGCCUGUGGGGUGGUGCACCAAAGCACGACGCUCACCACCAGCGGCCCAACACUAACUUCGCCCCGUUCUUCUCCCACUGGGACUGGCUGGGGGGAACCCACACUGUGCCGAAUCCACCGGCCACGCUGCCGCCGGGGGAGCCAGACGAGACGAAAGGGAGAAGAGACUAAAGAGCUUGAAUUAAUCUCUCAUCGCCUCUUUUACUCAAACCGCCUCUUUCUUGUAAAUGCUGUCCCUCCAACACCAGACCAGUGUCUCUCUUCCCCUGUGUCUGCCUUUCCUUUUUUACACUUCCUAUGUGGAUGUAUUCUCUCUCUAACAGAACAGCUGAUUAUCAGUCUAACAAUUGCACCGAUCCUCUCGCUCACACGCAUGAAUAGCGACCUUUUAGCUGCACGGCAGCAUGACGCGUGGGAGCAAUACUAAUCCAACUCUCUCUGAGAUGCUCCUACUGGAAGAGUUCUCAAUAAGGUGUCUUUCUUUCAC